AUGCGCCUCUUCAGGACCCUAACUCUAGCCGUCGUGGGGCUUCUCACAUCUCGCCUCUCCAACGCCUUCCGAUCGUCUAGAGACCAGGACGCCGCCGCCGCGUUCUUGAAUAGUCUCCUAACCGACACCCGGGGUCUCGACGAUGCUCUCCGUGGACAAGGACAACAGCGGCCCACCUCUCUGACUGUAGACCUCGGGUAUGCCAAGUACGAAGGCUACACCAACGCCAGCAGCGGCCUGAACAUCUGGAAAGGGAUCCGCUACGCGGCUCCUCCGACAGGCGCCCAGCGAUGGCGUGCUCCCCGCCUCCCGUCGGCCAACGACACUGCCGGGAGCGGUGGUGGUGGUGGUGCUGGGGUCCUGGCAGCGACUGACUUUGGUCCAAUCUGUCCGCAAAACUACCCUGCCGUGCCGGGUCUCCCCUUCAUCCCCGGCGACGAGGACUGUCUCUUCCUAAACGUGUACGCCCCCGCCGCCGCUGCCGAGGACUUGCCGGUGCUGGUGUACAUCCACGGCGGUGGGUACGGGUACGGCGAUGGAAGGAUUGACAUGUCGGAGAUCAUCAAUGCGAAUGGGGGUGGUUUCGUGGCUGUUGUUAUUCAGUAUCGCCUCGGCGCAUUGGGGUUCCUUUCCUCAGCAGAGGUCAAAGCCCGAGGCGUGGUGAACGCGGGACUGCUUGACCAGGCCUUUGCCCUCGGCUGGGUGCAGCGCUUCAUCGGCCAGUUUGGCGGGGAUCGUCGCAAGGUGACGAUUGCAGGGGAGUCGGCGGGCGCCGGGUCUGUCAUGUACCACAUCCUCGCCGUGGACGGAAGUCUGGGGACGACUCUCUUCAAUAAUGGAAUCGCCGCCUCGCCGUACCUCCCGUUCCACUAUGCCUACGACGCGGCGUUUCCGACUGCGCGGUAUCAGGCGUUUGCUGAAAAGGCGGGCUGUUUGUCGUCUGGUGAUGUCCUCGAGUGUCUCCGCGGGAAAGAGAGCAUGACGUUGCAGGUGGCGAGUGCCAAUACCACUUUUGAACAGCCGUAUGGGUUUUGGGCGUUCUACCCGGUGACGGACGGCGUUUACAUCAAGAGCCUUCCCACCGAGCAGAUGAAGCAGAAGAAAGUCAACGGAGAGCGCCUGCUCGUCGGUCACAAUGCGAAUGAAGGGCCCCUCCUCACUCCGCCCAACAUUGUCAGCGUCUCGGAUCUGACAUCCUGGCUCAAGCUCGAGUUCCCCAACCUCUCUUCGAGCCAAAUCGACGAGAUCCUCGCCGCGCAUCCGACAAAGACGGGGGCGAACGACACCCGCUUCGAGACAAACGGGCUGACGGGUCUCACGGCCCUCGACGUGAGUCAGUCAGGGACCGGGCAACAGCAGAGAGCCAACAACAUUUACGCUGAAGCCACGUUCGUCUGCCCAAGCUACUGGCUCUCCGACGCCUUCACAUCGCCAAAGUCGUCUUGGCACUACCAGUACUCUGUACCCUUCGCCUGGCACACGGCCGAUAUCCCAGGCUACUUUGGCCCCGCGACGCCGAACCAGGGCCCGGACCUUGUUCUCGCCUUCCGCAAGAUUUGGGGUAACUUCGUCACGGCCAACGACCCUUCCAUCAGCGAUGAGAUUGCCAACGGAGCUUCGGGAGGCGGGGCAGCUGCUGAGAAUGGAGCGAGCCAGUGGCCGGUCUGGACGGAGGAGGCGCAGAAGCAGUUGAACUUGAACCAGACGGGCGGGGUGCCGUAUGAGUUUGUUACGUCGUGGGGCACGCGCGUCACGCAGUUUAUGGCUCCGGGACAGGUGAAUGAUAUCAGGGUUGUGCCGGCUGAUUCCUGGGAGGGCGGGCGUGGUGAGAGGUGCGACUUUUGGCGGCGGUUGGCUCCUAGCAUUUCGGCCUAG
Colletotrichum orchidophilum is the source of this 1875-nucleotide messenger RNA. RefSeq names its product acetylcholinesterase. NCBI's taxonomy places the organism in Eukaryota, Fungi, Ascomycota, Sordariomycetes, Glomerellales, Glomerellaceae. The record is from RefSeq and is a predicted model, not a curated record. The transcript is spliced from 7 exons. The coding region runs from base 1 to 1875 and encodes 624 amino acids.